Molecule: messenger RNA, 1440 nt
Organism: Lachancea fermentati
Lineage: Eukaryota; Fungi; Ascomycota; Saccharomycetes; Saccharomycetales; Saccharomycetaceae
Source: the annotation of a GenBank genome assembly
AUGAUAUCAAAAACGCAGGAGAUUGUCGACAUGGAGAAACGCGAACCGUGUGAAUGCCCGAAAGAUUCGGAGAACUUUUCAUCCGGUGACGAAUCGGGCAACGACGGCAACAAAAUCUCAGUUCCCGAUGGAGGUUUUGGGUGGUUUGUGGUGAUUGCCUAUUUCUUUUACAAUUUUACUACAUGGGGCGCUAACGCCGGCUAUGCUAUCUACUUGGCGCAUUAUCUCGAGUACAACACUUUCCCCGGUGGUGGAAAGUUGGACUAUGCAGCAAUUGGCGGAUUAGCGUUUGGAUGUGGUUUAAUCUUUUCACCCGUGUUAACCCUCCUGACGCACAAGACUUCUGUACAAUUCGUCAUCGGGUUGGGUAUCGUCCUUCAGGGAGCUGCGCUCCUCUUGGCAGCAUUUUCAAAAAAACUAUGGCAAAUAUAUUUGACGCAGGGUCUUCUUAUCUCGUUCGGUCUGGCGGCCAUUUGCAUCCCCAGCGUCACGCUUCUUCCUCAGUGGUUCCGUAAGAAACGGUCGCUUGCCAUGGGUCUAGGUGCAUCAGGUAGUGGCCUCGGUGGUAUUGUCUUCAAUUUAGGCAUGCAGAAAAUGAUCGAAGUUCAUAGCGUGAAAUGGGCCCUAAUUGCACAAUGCAUCAUAUGUACUGCUCUCAGUACACUGGCAUUAUUUUUAACCAGAACGAGGACCAACGAAAUCCAAAGCAACUCCAAGCAAGGGUCUCACAUGUUUGAUUCAGAAGUUCUUCGUAGUGCAGGCUUUUGGCUGCUGGUAUUGUACGUUUGUUUUACUAUGGUUGGUUAUGUCGUGCUCUUAUACUCGUUAUCGGCAUUUACAGUCUCUUUGGGUUAUUCAGAAAAUCAAGGUUCAAUUGUGUCAUGUAUGAUAAGUGUUGGUGCUUUAUUUGGAAGACCAGUGGUCGGCCUGAUCGCUGAUCAUUUUGGACCAGUAACAGUAACAAUGUUCGUUCAUCUGAUUGUGGCAAUCUUCUGUUGGGCCAUGUGGAUUCCAUGUCGCAACUUUGCAACAGCGUUGCUAUUCGCAUUAAUUGUGGGUUCUUUAAUGGGGAGUAUCUGGCCUCUUGUUGCACCAAUGAUGACAAGAGUUGUGGGACUGCCGAAGCUGAGCGUUACAUUCGGAAUGGUUUGGGUUGCUCUGGGCAUCUUCGCUAUUGUUUCGCCAAUAUUUGGGCUCGAACUACGUACAACCAGCAGUACAGAGAGUAAUAACUACGUCAAGACAGCCAUAUUAUCUGGAUUCGGCUAUUUUGGCUCAGCUUUAUCUAUGUGGAUACUGCGGGGAUUCCUGGCCGCUAGAGAUGAUGUUGCGCUCGAGGCCAAGACCGGCUUUGAUGAUGGGGAACUGCAUUUACACGUGGGAUUCACUGAAUGGAUGAGAGGUCUAUUCAAGUUCCGCGGAUUGAGUAGAAAAAUAUGA